This is a messenger RNA of Quercus lobata, 1603 nucleotides long. RefSeq names its product polyadenylate-binding protein-interacting protein 9-like. NCBI's taxonomy places the organism in Eukaryota, Viridiplantae, Streptophyta, Magnoliopsida, Fagales, Fagaceae. Gene Ontology annotation, molecular function: RNA binding. The record is from RefSeq and is a predicted model, not a curated record. The coding region runs from base 447 to 1358 and encodes 303 amino acids. The transcript is spliced from 10 exons.
AGAAAGAGAAAGAUAUACAGAGGUUGCAAUCAGCAAAAAUCAAAGCAAAGCUGUUUGCCUCUCUCUCUCUCUUUCUCUCUCUCUCUCUCUCACACACACACAUUUGAUCAUAUUCUUUUCCAAAACCCUGUUUUGUUUCUCUCUCUACAAUCUUUUCCUUUACUAAGCAUAUUUGUUUUUUCCCUUUAAUGAGUCUCCAUUUUUAGACCUCCCUUUUCUAUUCUUGUUCAUAAAAACCUCAAACCCAAAUCAGAUUCUCAUUCUCUCACACUCCCAAAUCCAUCAAAUUCUUUAAACCCAUUUCCAUUUUCUCUCAGAGACCCCCGAAAACAUAGUGUACUUAUUAAUUAAUUUUCUCUGAAUUUUUUUUAUAUACAUAUAGUUAUAUAUAUAGUAUAUUACUGGGGGAUUUUUUUUUUUUGGUGGGGGUUGUGUGUGUGAAUCUAAUGGCUGCGGUGGCUGAAGUGCCUGGUGAGGCAGUGGCUGCCAAGACCUUAGACACCAAACCCACAUCGGAAUCUGAAAUCAAUGUGCAAGUGCAAGAACUUGUUGCCAUGUUCAAAAAGUUGAAUCCUUUAGCCAAAGAGUUUUUUCCUUCCUCUUACCCAAAUCAUCAAAAUAGCUUUUAUUUUCUGAACAAUGGUCAAUUGUCUCCCAACAAUUUUGCUGACACCAAUAAGCCUUCUGGCAAUGAUUUCUAUCCCAACAACCGCAGGAGAAGAAACAACUAUAACCAGGGGAGGAGAAGGUUGAAUGGGAGAGCUUUCAAAGCUCAACGAGAAGAUAGCAUUAGACGAACGGUUUAUGUUUCUGAUAUUGACCAGCAUGUCACUGAAGAGCGGCUUGCUGCCUUAUUUAGUAGUUGUGGCCAGGUUAAUGAUUGCCGAAUUUGUGGUGAUCCGCAUUCAGUUCUACGUUUUGCAUUUGUGGAGUUUGCUGAUGACCAUGGUGCAAGAGCAGCUCUAGAACUUGGAGGGACGAUGCUUGGGUACUAUCCGGUUAGGGUUUUACCUUCAAAAACUGCCAUCCUUCCUGUGAACCCUACAUUCCUUCCUAGAUCAGAGGAUGAACGGGAAAUGUGUGCCAGGACAGUCUAUUGUACAAAUAUUGAUAAGAAGGUUUCUCAAGCUGAAGUGAAGAACUUCUUUGAAACAGCCUGUGGUGGUGAGGUUACUCGCUUGAGGCUUUUGGGAGAUCAUGUUCAUUCAACUCGUAUAGCUUUUGUUGAAUUUGCACUGGCGGAAAGUGCCACUACUGCACUGAGUUGCAGUGGGAUGAUAGUAGGAACCCAACCCAUCAGGGUAAGUCCAUCAAAGACACCCGUGAGGCCACGAGUUACUCGCCCAACAUUGCAUUAACUAAUCAUCAUUGUCCAAGACACAUGGAUGGAAUUGGGUCAACUUCCCAGUUGAGAGAGACUUGUGUUGAAGGGGUGGUGAAACUUUCGUUUUUUAUUUUUUUGUUUUUUAUUUUUUUUGGUCUUCAGUAUUUCCAUCUUUUCUGUCUCAGCAGUUACUUUUUCUGUGACUGAACAUAUCGUGAUCCUGCUUCAAUUGAAGUUUUACAAGACCGGGCCUCGGUCUGAGAAUUUUUCCUUGUUCCA